Messenger RNA from Papaver somniferum (opium poppy), 714 nucleotides. RefSeq names its product agamous-like MADS-box protein AGL23. The record is from RefSeq and is a predicted model, not a curated record. Gene Ontology annotation, biological process: regulation of transcription by RNA polymerase II. NCBI's taxonomy places the organism in Eukaryota, Viridiplantae, Streptophyta, Magnoliopsida, Ranunculales, Papaveraceae. Gene Ontology annotation, molecular function: DNA-binding transcription factor activity, RNA polymerase II-specific; protein dimerization activity; RNA polymerase II cis-regulatory region sequence-specific DNA binding. The transcript has a single exon. The coding region runs from base 1 to 714 and encodes 237 amino acids.
AUGGUAGCUUUUUCGAAAAGAAGAGGCGGUAUCCAAAGGAAAGCAACUAAACUUUGCAAGUUAUUUGCGGACAUUAUUGUCUGCAUAAUCGUAUUCUCUCCUGCUGGAAAGGCUUUCACCUUUACUAAUUCUCCUAUGGGUGUUUGUUAUAUGGUUCAACGGUUCCUCGGAGAACAAAGAAAAGAUAACAAACAAGAAAACAAGAAUGUCCACAGCCACAAAGGUAAGAAUUCAACUUAUGAUCAUCAAUGCAGGGACAAGGCUGGUGUUGGGAGUGAUAAUGAUAGCUUUUGGUGGGAAAACAUAGACAUGGAAGAACUGGAUUCUGUGGAAAAGUUAAAGGAUGUGAGGGAAUCAUUGGAAAAAUUGAAACAAAAUUUGUCUGCAAGAAAAGAGAAAGUCAUUACAUCGUCUACGUCGCCGUCGUCAUCGCCGUCUUCCACUAUUGAAGACUCGAUCGUAGUUGAAGACUCGGACGACGAAGACUGCAAAAUUGUGGAAGUUGCCGAGAUAAGCAUUACUGAAAAGCAUGAGGCAAGGAAGACUAUUGGGGAAGAUCAUUCUGAUCUUGAUCUCAGUCUUGGGUGGCAGCUUAAGGAAACUAUGUCAUUGUUGGAGAAGGUUGAGGAGCAGCUCCCUUUCCUGAAAAGGGAUAUUGGUCAUCAUAUGGUCGAACAAUGUCAAAUUGACCCCCUCACAAAAUUGACAUUGUAA